Molecule: messenger RNA, 738 nt
Organism: Penicillium daleae
Lineage: Eukaryota; Fungi; Ascomycota; Eurotiomycetes; Eurotiales; Aspergillaceae
Product: maleate cis-trans isomerase family protein
Exons: 1
Coding region: 1-738 (245 amino acids)
Source: RefSeq, a predicted model, not a curated record
AUGGCUAAGCGAAUCCGUCUCGGUAUCCUGACACCUUCCUCCAACACUAGUCUCGAACCGUUAUCCCAAGCAAUCGUCUCUAAGCUCCCUAAUGUGUCCGUCCAUUUCUCUCGCUUCACGGUCCUCAAAAUCAGUCUAGAGGAGGAUGCCCUGGCCCAAUUCCAGACAGAAAAGAUCGUCGAAGCUGCUCGACUGCUAGCCGACGCCAAUGUCGACAUUAUCGGUUGGAGUGGCACCUCCUCAGGCUGGCUCGGUUUCCAAGCCGAUGAGGAGCUUUGCGCAGCUAUUACUGCCGCAACAGGGAUCCCCACUGCUACCUCUGUAUUAGCCUUGAAUAGAGCCGUUAAGGCUCUUUCGGUGACGGAGCUAGGCCUAGUGACCCCAUACCUGGACAACGUCCAGGCUGCGAUUGUGAAAACCUAUGCAACGAUCGGUGUGGAUUGCGGCAAGGAACGGCAUCUCGGACUAUCGAAAAAUUCCUCGUUCGCAGAAGUUGAUGAGCCGACCCUCGAUGAGAUGGUGGCGGAUGUGGCGGGGAAGGAAGUCCAGGCUAUUUCGACUUUCUGUACAAACCUUCGGGCGGCGCAGAGAGUGGAUUACUGGGAGCGCAAGCACGGGGUGAUCGUGUUGGAUACCGUGGCGACAGUCAUCUGGGAUAUGUUGUUACAAUGCCAGGUGGACCCGUCUUGUGUGGAGGGAUGGGGCCGUUUGUUCCAGCUGAAUGUACUGAAGGCAUGA